AUGAAAGACACAGACUACAACUUCACCCAUUUUACCAACCCUAACCAGGGCCUUUACACGGAAACAUGGCGUGAAGAAUCUCCCAUCCCCUACGAUGAUAUCGACACCACCGCUUUAUUCGAAGCUACUGCCAAUUUAUUCCCCCAAUUCCUCCUUGAAGAUGAAGAAGAUGGUGCCAUCCCCAUCAAUUCUGCCAACUUUAGUGCCAAAUAUUACAAAAACAAACGUCUCCUUAAGGAUAAGGUGUGGCUGGAUACCGCCAUUUUUGAACGGUUCUUGAACCAAGACCAAGUGGCCGAUAACACCAUUCUUAAGCCCAUAGCUGCUAAACCUCCACCCCAGAAUUUCAACACGUCUUACGACACCACCCAGGGGGAUGACUUGACCAUCGCUCAGUUCCUCCUGAACGGCUAUGGGCCAGAGACAUUGGAUAUCUUGGGCAACGACUUGAACGACAGUUUGGCCGAUGUUAGCAGUGAGUAUUUUAGUAGUAGAAGGCAGGGGAGUUAUGGAAGUCAUACGCCGAGAGUCGGUAGGAGACAGCCAUCAUUCCAUACGCCGAUUUAG
This is a messenger RNA of Yamadazyma jaroonii, 567 nucleotides long. The record is from the annotation of a GenBank genome assembly. Lineage: Eukaryota; Fungi; Ascomycota; Pichiomycetes; Serinales; Debaryomycetaceae.